AUGUCGCUCUCAGAGCUUUCGACCGAACUCGACGGGCUCAUCAUACAGCAGCUACCUCAAUGCGCACUUCACGCCCUGACGCUCACUAAUAAGUACUACCGCGGGUUGGCAGAGCCAUAUCUAUACACGAAUAUCAAGGUACGCGAUACGAGCAUAUAUUCUAUGGCGCGACUUGCUUUGAACCUAGUCGUCCGUAAGGAGCUUGCUCGGCACAUACAAAGCUUUGAGUUGGUUUAUACCCGUGAGAAUAGGGUAAGAGCACGCGCUUCUGAUAUUCUGAGAUUGGUGAAAGCAAAUCAUCUGGAGCCUGAAUUGUUUAAUGAUCGCGUCGAGAAUGUCCGCGAAGAACUCCUCACAAAGUCACCAGAGGUAAAGAAAAUCAUACAAGAUCUCGCGGGCCCCUUGUGCGGCCGUCAAUUUACGCUGAAAAGGUUCACCAAUGCUCUUGGUACUGGCCAAUCACUAGAUAUUUUACUUACGAUCAUACUUCUUCUCGCAACCAACCUCGAACAUCUCCGGCUGGAGAAUAUUGGAAAUAGAAUCCCUCAUGAGGCCUGUUGGGAACGAUGGAAAGGAUCCAAUCAAAGAUCAUCUGGAAAAUCCUACCCAUUGCACAACUUGAAGAGUAUGGAGUUGUCAAUCGGAACAAAAGCAAUUAUCCCGAUAAUAACACCUACAGAGAGCUUGAAGAUUCGUGGUCAGGGCUACAGCCGUCUCUGCUGGUUACCACACAAUGGUCCUCGUGCCAUAGGAGAUAUGUGCAGUCUUGAACUUCAAGACCUCCAGAUAAGUCAGGAUGAUCUCGAGACGAUGAUAUCACUGCCUCAAAUGCGCAGUAUGAAACACCUCAAGGUGACUAGAAUUGGCCGCACUACUCUCGGAACUUACGACUAUAGACGUUUGAGCCAACUCUUGUCGACGUCCCUCCCAACACUGAAGACACUCGAGUGGAUAGGCGAGAAUGGAGUUUACCUUGGAACGAGAAGUCCAUUUGGCAGCUUCCGGGGAUCGAUGCAACUGGAAGAACUUACGCUGGACUACCGAUACCUUAAACCAUCGACAGACGCUAUUGCUUUACAUAUUAUACUCCCUGAACAUAUCAUCUUCCCAGAACUUUUCUUCCCAGCGAGUUUGAAGGUCCUCAGGAUUACGAACGUCCCCUCACAUGUCCUCAUGAGCCUGCAGCGGGAAAGUGCCAACUAUAUGCUUGGAACUGCUAAGUAUCUUGGCCUUUCCAAAUUCGACUUGUAUACCGACUUGCCGUUGUCGUCGUCGAUUGGCAUACAUUGGAUGGAAGCCAUUAGGAAGUUUCUGGUGGAGCUGGUGUCUAGCUUGGACGAUAUUGGUACGUCGAUGCGGAUCUACAAUCACAAAUAUCAAGACAAUUUGGAGUUACUCUGCGAGAAGGGCUAUGUGCUUACAUGA
This is a messenger RNA of Alternaria burnsii, 1425 nucleotides long. RefSeq lists its product as uncharacterized. Lineage: Eukaryota; Fungi; Ascomycota; Dothideomycetes; Pleosporales; Pleosporaceae. The record is from RefSeq and is a predicted model, not a curated record. Bases 1 to 1425 code for a protein of 474 amino acids. The transcript has a single exon.